This is a messenger RNA of Neoarius graeffei (lesser salmon catfish), 1333 nucleotides long. RefSeq names its product solute carrier family 66 member 1 (gene slc66a1). The record is from RefSeq and is a predicted model, not a curated record. The coding region runs from base 149 to 1048 and encodes 299 amino acids. The transcript has 8 exons. Lineage: Eukaryota; Metazoa; Chordata; Actinopteri; Siluriformes; Ariidae.
GCGCAGGGUUGUAUCCUAAAUCACACCCUGUGGGGCAAAAUGAAAGUAGCACUACAUAAGACAUUGAAGGUAUUAUUUCCUUGCCAGAUAUAAUCAGGAGGAAGGUGUUGGAGAGCCAGAGGCUUAGAACUCCAGAAAGGUAAACUUCAUGUCAGCCAAGGAUGGUGUGCUCUCCAAUGAUGAGGGCAACUUCAGCUCUCUUUGCCCAAAUGGCUCCGAAUGGAUUUGGUACACACUUGGAGAGUGCACUCAGGACACCCGUGAUAUGAGCAGUGUUGUCCUGGGUCUGAUGUCCAUCGCCUGUUUCAUUGUGUCCUCUCUCCCGCAGUACUACAGCUCAUGUAAGAUGGGGAACAUGGACUGUGCUUUAUCCAUUUGGUUCCUCUUGCUUUGGCUUUUUGGUGACUCAUGUAAUCUCAUAGGCUCCAUUUUAGCUGACCAGCUUCCUCUUCAGAAAUACACUGCAGUGUACUAUGUCCUGGCUGACAUUUUAAUGUUGAGCAUGUAUGGCUACUAUAAAAUGAAGAACAAGCGGUCCAACAGUGACCGAGCAGUGCUGUAUGCAGUUGGAGUGCUGUGUGUACUUGGUGUGUUUUCUUCUCGGCUGCAGUCCCCAGUAUACACGCGCACCUCCUUGGGCUUCAGGGGCCGGGCACUGCUGGCUGUGGAUCAGCUGAAUGCACAUCAAAUAAGGCCUUUCAGCACAAAGAAGAUAAUUGGCUUCACAGUGGGUUCAGUCUCCUCCCUGCUUUAUUUCUGCUCCAGACUGCCACAGAUUGCCACAAAUCUUAGGAGAAAGUCAACAGAGGGUGUGUCAUUCUUUCUGUUCGCGCUAGUCAUUCUGGGUAACCUCACAUAUGGAGCAAGUAUCCUGGUGAAGAACCCAGAGCGUGGGGACAGUGAGCGCAGUUACAUCGUCCACCACCUGCCCUGGCUCAUUGGCAGUAUGGGAACACUCAGUCUUGACCUGGUGAUAUUGGUGCAGUUUGUGAUUUACAGGAAAACUUCAUAUGGAGAGGAGGAGACCACAGCUCUUCUGAACAGCUGAGGCUUCAUCCUCAUGGGUUUGCUUGGACCUCGAGACAUUCAGAAGGCUCAACUCUCACUUCCCCCCACAUCUGAGCACAAAACUGUCAAACACGAAACCUUGUGGCAUUUUAUAUUUUUGAAUUUGCACAGUUCCUUUUUGGACAAGGUUUCAAACGGUGCAAUAUGCUCAAGAGAAGAGCCAAGUUUCACACGGACACUGAAGUUGGAGCACGUCUUUGUGUAAGGACUUGUUUUUGGAAUACGGUCUGCAUGUUUUUGCAAUAUUAAAAUAUUUAUAUUUGUA